GGUUGGGCAGCGCGGGCUCCGGGGCCUGAGGAGCCGGCGGCGCCAUGGAGGGCGGCGGGGGAUCGGGGCGCAGUGGCCGGGACAAGAAGAAGGGGAAGGGGCCAGAGGAGGCGGCGGCAGCGUCCGGGGACUCCAGCAAGUCAAAGAAAUUCACUUUGAAGCGGCUCAUGGCGGAUGAGCUGGAGCGAUUCACCAGCAUGCGGAUAAAAAAAGAGAAGGAAAAAUCCAAUGUGGCUCAUAGGAAUUCGUCUGCUUCCUAUAUGGAUGUUCCUAGUGCAGGCCAGAUGCUGCAGGAAAUCACAGAUCAGGAAGUGCUGGUCCUCUUUGAACAGAUGCUGGUCGAUAUGAAUCUGAAUGAGGAGAAGCAGCAGCCUCUGAGGGAGAAGGACAUAAUAAUCAAGAGAGAGAUGGUGUCCCAGUAUCUACAUACCUCCAAAGCUGGCAUGAGUCAGAAGGAGAGCUCCAAGUCAGCCAUGAUCUAUAUCCAGGAGCUGAAAUCAAAUCUCAGGGAUGCCCAAUUGCUUGGUUGUUUGGAGUCUCUGCGAGUGUCGCUCAACAACAACCCUGUCAGCUGGGUACAGAAUUUUGGGGCUGAGGGCCUCAACUGCCUGCUGGACAUAUUAAAAAGGCUCCAUGAUGAGAAGGACGAGGCACCCAGCUCCUAUGACACCCGGAGCAAACAUGAGAUCAUCCGAUGCCUGAAGGCUUUCAUGAACAACAAGUUUGGAAUCAAGACAAUGCUGGAAACGGAGGAGGGGAUCUUGCUGCUGGUGAGAGCUGUUGACCCCAAAGUCCCUUCCAUGAUGAUAGAUGCUGUGAAGCUGCUGUCUGCUCUCUGUAUCCUGCCUCAGCCCGAGGACAUGCAUGAGCGAGUUCUGGGGGCACUGACAGAGCGAGCAGAAGUGGAUGAAGUGGAGCGAUUCGGUCCCUUGUUGGAUGGUUUAAGGGGAGGAACCUCCGUGGCACUGAAGGUAGCCUGUAUGCAGCUGAUCAAUGCCCUUAUCAUCCCUGCUGAUGAGCUCGACUUCCGAGUUCAUAUUCGAAGUGAACUGAUGCGUUCUGGGUUGCAGCACAUCCUUAUGGAGCUGCGGAAACUGGAGAAUGAGGAACUGAAGGUGCAGCUGAGUGUAUUUGAAGAACAUGGUGAGGAGGAUUCUGAAGACCUCAGGAGCCGCCUUGAGGACAUUCGCAUUGAAAUGGAUGAUUUUAGUGAAGUCUUCCAGAUUCUCCUCAACACAGUAAAGGAUUCCAAAGCAGAGCCAUUCUUCCUGUCCAUCCUGCAGCACCUUCUGCUGAUCCGCAACGAUUAUGAAGCCAGGGCUCAGUACUAUAAGCUAAUUGAUGAAUGCAUUUCCCAGAUAGUUCUGCAUAAGAAUGGUGCUGAUCCAGACUUCAAAUGCAAGCACCUCAACAUUGAUAUUGAGGGGUUAAUAGAUAACUUGAUUGAUCAAACGAAGGUGGAGAAAAGUGAGGCCAAAGCAGUGGAGCUGGAGAAAAAGCUGGACUCAGAACUGACUGCACGGCAUGAGCUUCAGGUUGAAAUGAAGAAGAUAGAAAGUGACUUUGAACAGAAACUCCUGGAUUUAGAUGCAGAGAAGCAAUUCCUGGACAAGGAGAAAAAACAAAUUACCCUAGAGAAGCAGAGUCUGGAAGAUGAAGUCUCCAAGAAGAACAACCAGAUCACUAAGUUGUUGAAGGAGCUUGAAGAUACUAAGAUGGAAAUUGCUGCUAUCUCUUCUAAAGCUGCAUCUGUCUCACCGGGAGCGGCGGCGAUCCCGCCGCCACCUCCCCCGCCACUCCCUGGAGCGACGGCGAUCCCGCCGCCACCUCCCCCACCGCUCCCUGGAGCGACGGCGAUCCCGCCGCCGCCUCCCCCACCGCUCCCUGGAGCGACGGCGAUCCCGCCGCCGCCUCCCCCACCGCUCCCUGGAGCGGCAGCGAUCCCGCCGCCGCCUCCCCCGCCGCUUCCUGGCAUGGCUGGGAUGCCACCUCCUCCCCCGCCGCUUCCUGGCAUGGCUGGGAUCCCGCCUCCUCCCCCUCCGCUCCCUGGCAUGGCUGGGAUCCCGCCUCCUCCCCCUCCGCUCCCUGGCAUGGCUGGGAUCCCGCCCCCUCCCCCGCCACUCCCUGGUGGUCCUGGGAUCCUGCCCCCUCCCCCUCCGCUCCCUGGAGGUCCUGGGAUCCCACCGCCUCCUCCAGGAAUGGGUGGCCCUCCUCCUCUGCCCCCUGGGUUCGGGGGCUGGGGAGCCCCUGCAGCUCCAGCUCUUCCCUAUGGAUUGGCUCCAAAGAAACAAUAUAAGCCAGAGGUGCAGCUGCGGAGACCUAACUGGUCUAAGAUUGUGGCAGAGGAGCUCUCCCAGGACUGUUUCUGGACCAAGGUGAAAGAAGAUCGAUUUGAGAAUGAUGAACUCUUUGCCAAGCUAACGCUCACCUUCUCUGCCCAGACUAAGUCCUCCAAGGCAAAGCAAGACCAGGAAGGCGGACAGGAGAAGAGUACACAAAAGAAAAAGGUCAAAGAGCUGAAAGUGUUGGAUUCAAAAUGUGCACAGAAUCUCUCGAUUUUCCUGGGCUCCUUCCGUAUGCCUUACGAGGAGAUCAAGAAUGUAAUCCUGGAGGUGAAUGAGGCUGUGCUGACUGAGUCCAUGGUGCAGAACCUGAUUAAGCAGAUGCCAGAGCCAGAGCAGCUGAAAAUGCUGUCAGAGCUGAGAGACGAGUACAAUGAGCUGGCUGAGUCUGAGCAGUUUGGUGUUGUGAUUAGCUCGGUUUCCCGCCUGCGGCCCCGCCUCAACGCCAUCCUUUUCAAGCUGCAAUUUAAUGAGCAGGUGGAGAACAUCAAGCCUGAAAUUGUCUCCGUAACAGCAGCCUGUGAGGAAGUGCGUAAAAGUAAGAGCUUUUCCAGCCUGCUGGAGAUAACCCUACUGGUGGGCAACUUCAUGAAUGCAGGCUCCAGGAAUGCUGGUGCCUUUGGCUUCAACAUUAGCUUCCUCUGCAAGCUCCGAGACACAAAGUCCACUGAUCAGAAGUUAACAUUGCUGCACUUCCUGGCUGAGCGGUGUGAGCAGCAGUAUCCUGACAUAAUGAAGUUCCCUGAUGAGCUCAUCCACGUGGAGAAAGCCAGUCGAGUCUCCGCUGAGAAUUUACAGAAGAAUUUGGAUCAGAUGAAGAAACAGAUUUCAGACCUGCAGCAUGAUGUUGAGAAUUUCCCCGCUGCCACAGACGAGAAGGACAAAUUUGUGGAAAAAAUGACCAUCUUUGUGAAGGAUGCUCAGGAGCAGUAUGAAAAGCUGCGAAUGAUGCACUCAAACAUGGAGAACCUUUUUAAGGAGAUGGGCCAGUACUUCCUGUUUGACCCCAAGAAAAUAUCCGUUGAGGAGUUCUUCAUGGAUCUGCACAACUUCAGGAACAUGUUUCUGCAAGCUGCCAAGGAGAAUCAGAAGCGGCGUGAGACAGAGGAGAAGAUGCGCCGAGCUAAACUGGCCAAGGAGAAAGCUGAGAAGGAAAGACUGGAGAAGCAGCAGAAGAGAGAGCAGCUGAUAGACAUGAAUGCAGAGGGUGAUGAGACAGGGGUGAUGGACAGCUUGAUGGAGGCCCUGCAGUCAGGAGCAGCAUUCCGGAGGAAGAGAGCACCUCGCCAGGCAAAGAGAAAAGCCGGCUGUGCUGUCACCUCACUGCUAGCCUCGGAGCUGAUGAAAGACGAUGCACUGAGUGCAGUACCAAGCAAGGCAUUACAGAGCACUGAGGCAGCAACGGAUGGAGGGACCCAUGAUGAUAGCAUGGAGAUGAUCAGCCGUUCAAGCUAGACCUGGGCCCCAGACUAGGGCUGAAGCCUGCAGGACUGAAAGAGUUUUACAGAGGAAGCAAAAUACACUGGGUCACUUUGCAAUCUUUUUGCAUGGAUCUGAGGGGCAGUCUGAUUUCCUUCUUGCUCUUAGGGCUGCUUGUGCCAGCUUUGGCCUUACGGUUAUUGUUCCAGAUCUUGUCUCCAGGCUUCAGUCUUUCUGCCUCUCAAAUUACAAAGCAAAAAGCUUUACCUGAAUGUAAGCCAUGCUUGGAGCAAGGCGAGAGACACUGGGUCUAGCUCUCCCUUCCCUGCAGGGGGAUGGUAGAGUGUACUGGGAGAAAAGGGGCAUUGAUGGAGAGUUUAGAGACUACUGCCCCACCCAAACAUAUCCCUGCACUGGGUGUUGCCAAAGCAGGAACAUUACAAGCUGCCUUAACCCAAACUUCUUUAGUUUGUUACUUUGGGGGACGCUGCUGGGCCAGGCCAGCCAAGGCACCAGUUCCACGGGUGACUUUCCUCCAGCGGGUCUCAAGGUUCCCAGCCUUAUCACCUGUAUGUGGGAGGAAACCUUGUAGGUAAAUUUAGCUGGACUUCUACUUCUCCAACUGCUGUGCUGUGUUCUUGGACCGAGCACCCUAUCCUGCGCCCUGUUCUCACCGUGUGCUAGGAGAGAAAGGGGCUCCCUAGACACCUGAGGUGCCCUUGCCUCCCUCAGGACCUGCUGCUUUCCUGCUCUUCACAUGCCCGCCCUUUGCUUGCUCUAUUUAUUGCUAGCAUUCCCUUAGCAGAACCCUUCCUGCCACUGUGGAAAUGAUGUCAUAGCAGUGAUGACCCAACAGGAAGAGGUGAGUGUUUGCUUGGGGGCAAGAAGCUGCUUCUGAUGUAGUAGCUGCCUCUGCAUGCUUUGGAGCCUAGGAAUAAAGGUUGUUGGGUAUCACUAAGUGGCCUGAGGUUGAGACCUCCUCCCACCCAGUGUCACAUGCCUGAAUGAAAGCAUUCAUGGCAGCUCCCCAGCAGCAUCUGCUUAGAAUGAAUCCAGGCUGCACUUCUAUCUGCACAGGACUCUCUCCAUUGUACACGAUUUCCCAAUCUUUUGUGGCAAAUCGCUUGUGUGGCUGCAGCACGAGGGCUGGGGGCUGCAGCGUGGGCCCCAACUUCCUUGAGGCUGCUUGCUUCGGCUGUUGCGUUGUGCCAUGCAGAGGAACUCCCUUCCCUCCUUGCCAUGGCAACAGGCGGGUGGAGCCUCCCUUUGGCUAAGAAAUCACUUUGCAAAUGUAUCUAUUUUUGUAUCAGAUUUUGUUUUAAAAGGAAAUUUGAAUGUAAGAUAAAAAUAUCUGAAACAUUU
This is a messenger RNA of Mauremys reevesii (Reeves's turtle), 5123 nucleotides long. It is a transcript of the gene DIAPH1, whose product is annotated as diaphanous related formin 1. Gene Ontology annotation, cellular component: actin filament; cytoplasm. The record is from RefSeq and is a predicted model, not a curated record. Bases 45 to 3797 code for a protein of 1250 amino acids. The transcript is spliced from 28 exons. Lineage: Eukaryota; Metazoa; Chordata; Testudines; Geoemydidae. Gene Ontology annotation, molecular function: microtubule binding; actin binding; small GTPase binding. Gene Ontology annotation, biological process: actin cytoskeleton organization; actin filament polymerization.